GCCGCCAUCUUGUACCUUCCCGUGCUGACCCAAUAGGAACGCUGGGAACUCAGCUGCCGGCCUGUCGGAAUCAGACCUCAACUCCCGCCUCCUUGCCGCUACGGCGGCUAUAAUAGCUAGUAGGAUUGAGACGUCCCUUCCGAGUUAGCCAAUCGCAAGGCGCGUUGCUGAAAAGUGCUAUCUGCUUGAGCCCUGGCGGACUUCUGCGGGGCCCAGGUGAGAAAGGCCCACCUGGGUCUUCUGUGAGAGUUGUUUGGGCUUCUUUGGGGCAGAGGUGCCGUCGAGUCGGUUCUGACUCAUAACGACCCUAUGCACAACUGAACGAAACACUGCCCGGUCCUGCACCAUCCUUACAAUCGCUGUUAUGCUUGAGCUCAUUGUUGCAGCCACAGUGUCAGUCCACCUCGUUGAGGUGACUUUUCCGCUGACCCUGUACUUUGCAAAGCGUGAUGUCCUUCUCCAGGGACUGAUCCCUUCUGACAACAUGUCCAAAGAAUCCUGAGACCAUGGAUCUCCCACAUACACUUUGAGACAUGCUUUAGAUGUUUUUUCUGGAGGUCUUGCAACUACCUUAGAAAUUGAAAGUAUUGUAGAACAAACCUAUGCAUAGGUAAAUAUUCGCUAGGCAAAGUUUAAUUGAAGAACAGACCAGUAUAAUUUGAGUAGCCAGUGUAAGUAGGAGCAUAAAGGAAACUCUGGUUGGAAACUGAAGAUGGGAUGGGAGCCAACUGCCCAGGAUCUUGAAAACAAGUCUAAGGCCAAUGGUGGCAGACUCUACAUAGAACUAUGCUCCGUGGUGUUCUGGGAAAAACCUUUCGGCUUAUUGGCUAUACUAUUCAGUAUGGCUGUAUAGCUCAUUGUGCAUUUGAAUACGUUGGUGGUGUUGUCAUGUGUUCUGGACCAUCAAUGGAGCCUACAAUUCAAAAUUCAGAUAUUGUCUUUGCAGAAAAUCUUAGUCGCCAUUUUUAUGGUAUUCAAAGAGGUGACAUUGUGAUUGCAAAAAGCCCAAGUGAUCCAAAAUCAAAUAUUUGUAAAAGAGUAAUUGGUUUGGAAGGAGACAAAAUCCUCACCAAUAGUUCAUCAGAUUUCUUAAAAAGCCAUAGUUAUGUGCCAAUGGGUCAUGUUUGGUUAGAAGGUGAUAAUCUACAGAAUUCUACAGAUUCCAGGUACUAUGGACCUAUUCCAUAUGGAUUAAUACGAGGACGUAUCUUCUUUAAGAUUUGGCCUCUUAGUGAUUUUGGAUUUCUGCGUGACAGCCCCAAUGGCCACAGAUUUUCUGAUGAUUAGCAAGCAUUUAUUCUUUUGACUUACUGUCUCCUGUUUGAGUGAAUUUAUU
Molecule: messenger RNA, 1336 nt
Organism: Loxodonta africana (African savanna elephant)
Lineage: Eukaryota; Metazoa; Chordata; Mammalia; Proboscidea; Elephantidae
Gene: IMMP1L
Product: inner mitochondrial membrane peptidase subunit 1
Exons: 9
Coding region: 787-1287 (166 amino acids)
Cellular component (GO): membrane; mitochondrial inner membrane peptidase complex
Molecular function (GO): serine-type endopeptidase activity
Source: RefSeq, a predicted model, not a curated record